Messenger RNA from Tricharina praecox, 1127 nucleotides. RefSeq lists its product as uncharacterized. The transcript has 2 exons. Bases 139 to 861 code for a protein of 240 amino acids. Gene Ontology annotation, cellular component: catalytic step 2 spliceosome; U2 snRNP; U2-type prespliceosome. Gene Ontology annotation, biological process: spliceosomal complex assembly. The record is from RefSeq and is a predicted model, not a curated record. Lineage: Eukaryota; Fungi; Ascomycota; Pezizomycetes; Pezizales; Pyronemataceae. Gene Ontology annotation, molecular function: nucleic acid binding; zinc ion binding.
CGACACGUCCCCCAGAAUUUAGAACCAACCCUCGGCCACCAACACCACCAGCACCACCAGCACCACGACGGACAUUCACGAUUCUCGCCCCGAAAACCCCACAUUGCAUCCUCUCAAAGACGAAUAAAACGAUAAACUAUGGCCUACGAAGGACGUGUUGGCUCGAAGAUGGGUGGUGGCGGUGUCGCCUCGCACUCCGCCAGCAACCAAGACCGCCGCGAGCGUCUGCGCAAGCUCGCGCUCGAGACUAUCGAUCUUGACAAGGAUCCAUACUUCUUCCGCAACCACGUCGGCUCCUUCGAAUGCCGUCUCUGUCUCACCGUGCACCAGAACGAUGGAUCCUACCUCGCGCACACACAGGGCCGCAAGCACCAAACGAACCUUGCGCGGCGCGCCGCGCGCGAGGCAAAAGAAGGGAAAAACCUAGAUCCGAUAACCGGUCUACCGCAGGGGAUGAUCGGGCAGCAGUUGAUCGCGCCACGGAAGAACUUGAUCAAAAUCGGACGGCCGGGGUACAAAAUCACCAAGAUUCGAGAUCCGGUCACGAGGCAGCUUGGGCUGUUGUUUCAGCUGCAGUACCCCGAGAUCGGUACGGAGAUUAAGCCCAGGUACCGGUUCAUGAGUGCGUUUGAACAGCGCAUCGAGGUCCCCCCGGAUAAAAACUAUCAGUACCUACUGGUCGCUGCGGAACCGUACGAGACUGUCUCGUUUAAGCUGCAGGCGAAGGAGGUGGAUCGGAGCCCGGGGAAGUUUUGGACGCAUUAUGACGCCGAUCAGAAGGAGUUCUUUCUGCAAUUGUUCUUUAAGACCGAGAGAGAGGAGAGGUACGCCGGUGUACCUGGGUUGGCCCCGAGGCAUUAAACAUGGGGGCAGAUCGAGGGGGAGGGGUGUGUGGGAAAGUCAUACGAGAGGACUACGCCACCGGACGCUCAACCUAGUCUGACUUGGAGGAACUGUUUUUACCAUGGGCUUUUGUCUUUCUGCUGGCAUUCUACCUAAUUGUGACUUGUAACCAUAGUUUGCAUCUUAGAGCUGUUUUGAAUACUCAGCUGAGAAGUGAGGAUCAUGGACUGAAGGAAACAUUGCUGGAUUUUGUCUGGCAAUAUGGACCGUGACUUUCCCGGGCG